Messenger RNA from Balaenoptera ricei (Rice's whale), 2328 nucleotides. It is a transcript of the gene VSTM2A, whose product is annotated as V-set and transmembrane domain containing 2A. The transcript is spliced from 5 exons. NCBI's taxonomy places the organism in Eukaryota, Metazoa, Chordata, Mammalia, Artiodactyla, Balaenopteridae. The record is from RefSeq and is a predicted model, not a curated record. Bases 335 to 1054 code for a protein of 239 amino acids.
GGGCUGACGCCGGACCCGCCGCAGGAAGCGGAAGGCGGGCGGCCGAGCGGCCAGGCACUGCCCCGCGCCGCGAUCCGGGUGUGCACGCGCAGCCCGCCGGAGCCCAGCCCGGCGCCCAGCCCGCCACCGCGCCGCCGGCUCCCCGCUCCGCGCUCCGGGUCCCCAGAGCCGGUCCGCGCCGGCGAGCAGCAGCAUGUCCGCGGCGCCGCGCCCCGGGCGCUGAGACCGAGCCCGCGAGACAGUGGCAUUCCUUUCUUGUAGGGCUUUUUGGCUGUUGGCUACACGGAUGUGACGACCCCCACCCCCUUUUUUUUUUUUUUUUUUUUUUGGAACGAUGGGGAUCUUUUUGGCGUAUGUUGGAUUUGUUUUCUUUUCUGUUUUAUAUGUACAGCAAGGGCUUUCUUCUCAAGCAAAAUUUACCGAGUUUCCGCGGAACGUGACUGCAACCGAGGGGCAGAAUGUGGAGAUGUCCUGCGCUUUCCAGAGCGGCUCCGCCUCGGUGUACCUGGAGAUCCAGUGGUGGUUCCUGCGGGGGCCGGAGGACCUGGACCCCGGGGCUGAAGUGGCCGGGGCACAGGCGGAGCUGCUGCCAUACCGGGACCCGGACGGCGACGGGACCAAGAUCAGCACAGUGAAAGUCCAAGGCAAUGACAUCUCUCACAAGCUUCAGAUUUCCAAAGUGAGGAAAAAGGAUGAAGGUGUAUAUGAAUGCAGGGUGACCGACGCCAAUUACGGAGAGCUUCAGGAGCACAAAGCCCAGGCCUACCUAAAAGUCAACGCCAACAGCCAUGCUCGGAGGAUGCAGGCCUUCGAGGCCUCGCCCAUGUGGCUGCAGGAUGCGAAGCCUCGCAGGAACGUCUCGGCGGCCGCUCCCGGCAGCACGCACGGCUCUGCCAGCCAGCGAGUGCUCUCCACUUCCAGCCCUCAAGCGGUAGCCAAAAUCCCCAAACAAAGUCCACAAUCAGCAAAGAGCAAAUCGCCUGUAAAAUCUACGGAGCGGACAGCAAAGUUGACCCUAAACUCCAAGCACCACUCUGCACCCACUGUACUCUAAUUACCUACACAAGGAGCACCUGCUUUCGGAAACAAACGAAGAGGCUAUCUCACUUUGUUCAUAACAUUUUCUUGGGCAAAUCAUUGAUCUUUUAUUUCAAGAGAAUUAGCGUGAAGUGAUAGAACAUUUUCUAAUAGCAAGAUCUAUUUUUUUUUCCUUUUCUUUCGGCUGCUCAAAGCAUCAUCUCACUGACUGCUCAGGGGUUGGCCUGACCGUCAACGGUAUAGUGAAAAUUUACUACAGAUACCACUGAUUUCCUACUAAAAGACCCAUUAUCUGCAGGAAGUAAGCAGAGAUCAAAAGGCUACAGAACAUAAACUAUCAUCAAACAAAACUCCUGUCUGGGGGCAAGAACAAAAUUUUCAACACUGCGAGUCAACAAUGAAAACAUUGUUUUAGAUAAGAAAUAAUAAAAGAGAAUUUUUUUUUUGCAUUUUUCCCCUUUUCUUGGGUUUUUCUCCUUUUUCUUCAUUGUAGUUCUUGUUCAAUAUGGCAAGUGCUGAUUAUGGCCAAUCCCUGUCAAUCCUGGGAGGUUUAUAUAAAAACAUUUUGAGUGUUCUAUAUUUCAGUGCAUUUUAAUUCAUUUUGCAAUUCUUGUAUAUGCAAAUGAUAAAUUCUGUAAAUUGCUUAUAGUAUGUGUGAUAUAACUUCAAAGUAGAUAGACUAUGAGCCUCAUGCAAGCUGAUUUUUAUCAUUCUCUAUAUAAAUAUAUACAAAUAAGUAUCUAUAUGUUUGGUCAUCAACCAACUUUUUUUUGGUUAAAACAUAUGUUUUUCACUUAUUCCUAUAUUGUGGGGAUUUUGUAAUGCAUUGUUUCACUUCCACAGGUUUGACAGUUGCAGAUGGUUUCUGUUGCCUUCUGCUUCCUUCUGGAAAAUGCGUAUUCAAAAUCAUAUCGGUCUCUGAUAAAUGAAUUAAUUUUGCUGUGUGUAUGCUGUGUUGAAAUUUGCUAUGUUCCUUCAUAUGUGGUGUUUAUUGAGGUUUGAGGAUCUUUUGACUCUGAAGAAUGUAAGCUCUCUGGUUUCGACAGCCAUUCCUGUAUUAUCAUCAUCAUUAUUGUCAAAAAGCAGUGUCGCGUCUAGAAAAUUUGCCUUGGAAGUGAAUAUGGGGUAGGUGAAGUGGUCAUCGUGAAUCCCUAAAUUCAUGGAAGAACACUUCUUGCUGUGGCUAAAAAAUGCUGCUUCCUUUGACCUUUAUGAAUUUUUGUAGCUUUGUCAUUCUGUUAUUUGCUGCUAAUUAUAUUUUAAUGUCUCCUAAUUAAAAAUUAAAAUUUG